Messenger RNA from Stomoxys calcitrans (stable fly), 9754 nucleotides. It is a transcript of the gene Zdhhc8, whose product is annotated as palmitoyltransferase ZDHHC8. Gene Ontology annotation, molecular function: palmitoyltransferase activity. The coding region runs from base 1412 to 4291 and encodes 959 amino acids. The record is from RefSeq and is a predicted model, not a curated record. The transcript is spliced from 10 exons. Lineage: Eukaryota; Metazoa; Arthropoda; Insecta; Diptera; Muscidae. Gene Ontology annotation, biological process: protein palmitoylation.
UUAUCUGAUUCAGUACGUCACGCAUUUCGUUUUGCUUUAGAACAAAUUAAAUAAGAGGAAUUAAAAAAUAUAUAUUUUGUUUUGUUGAGUAUGUGUGGUGCCCCUCUCUCAGUGAAGUGUGAAAAUAUGAUAUAUUUAAUUAAAGAAUCUAAUAAAUAAUCUAAUUUUCAAUAUGUAUUUGCUUGUGUGUAUGUCUCCUCUUUUGCUAUCCCAUUUUUCUUUCUGCAGAAAGUGAAAAAAAUAUAGGAAAAAAAAUGUUAAGAUAAUGAGAAAGGAGUGAAAAUCGCGGAGAAGCAAAAAAUAAACGUCACGGCAAAUAGAAAAAUUAUAAAGGGGUGUGUGAAAUAUUAAGGAAUAUGUGCGAAAUUUAAAAGAAAUAAGUGAAAUAUUUCGGGAAGUUUGUGGAAAACCUCUGUGACGGCGACAUUGUGUUUUGCAAAAUAGCAUAGCAUUCGUUUUUGCUCUAUACACAGCCAAGGAAAGCACCAACAGACGAAAACAACAACAAAAAGGUUACUGUGUAACAAAAGACCUGCUCCUGUUUCCUAGUCAUCGUCAUCCUCAUCUUCAUCGCCACAUCCUUCUAGAGGGGACGACGGGUACGGACGGCUAGGGGCAAAGCAUAAAACGUCUCGUAACACCUCGUCAUAUUAUCAUCGUCGUCGUCUUCUUUGUGGAAUAGCAGUCAACGCCAUUGUCAUUGGUGGUUGUCGUGGUAUUUUUGCGUGCUUUAUUUUUUUGUUCCUUCUUUGAUGUCUGGAUAUUUGCUGUGGUGGCGGCGGAGGUGUGUUGUUUUCCAGCACAUGAAAGUAAUAUUUGUCAAGGUUUUUACUGUAGCCCUACUCGUCGCUCUGUAGAAAGAUCGUGCAUGCAAAAAAAAAAAAAUCAGACGAGGACACAGUGUCUGCCUCGACACAAAAUAAAGUUGCAAGGAGAAGUCAAUGAAAAUUAUCUCGCUGCUCCUUUUCUACCUUCACCAAAGCUGACAAACAUAUACCUAAACGAUACUCCAUAAAGUCUAGACAAGACAAGGGGUUCUCACAUUUGUUCCCCAAUACUACAUCUGGUUUUCUACUACAGCUUUUUAGGCUGCGUCGGCGACAUGGACAUACUUGCACCUGUUCUGUGAAACAACAAAAGCAGCAACAUUCGCAACAUUGGCAAGAAUAACAAUUUGGAAUCGCCAUUUCAUCACUCACAUCGAUUGCCGCCAUCAUCAUCACUGCGGCGUCCGUCAUCAAUAUCAUCAUCGACCUCAUCAUCAUUGUCAUCCUCUUCGACGAUCAACAACGACAGCAGCAGCAAGAAUAUAAAUUCCGUCACCAGCAUUAGCAGCAUUAACGAGACUAGCAGCGCCACCAGCAGUGGCAGCAGUAGAGUUAGCAUUAACUACGCCAGCACCGACGACAAAAUGCCCCGAUGCGAUGUUAAAACACGUUACAUUCCUGCGACUUUCGCCUGGAUUUUAUUAUUAACCACAACUUUUCUCUUCUUCUUUUAUCCCUGCCAAUAUUAUUUAAAAAGCCAUCCAUGGGUGCCAGCAUAUCAGGGGGUCAUAACGUUUUUUGUUUUGGCCAAUUUCACAUUGGCCACAUUUAUGGAUCCCGGUGUGAUACCAAAAGCUUCCCCCGAUGAAGAUCGCGAAGAGGAAUUUCGCGCACCCCUUUAUAAAAACGCAGAAAUCAACGGCAUUACGGUGAAAAUGAAAUGGUGCGUCACCUGUAAAUUUUAUCGACCGCCCCGAUGUUCACAUUGUUCUGUGUGCAAUCACUGCAUAGAGACAUUCGAUCAUCAUUGUCCUUGGGUGAAUAAUUGCAUUGGGCGACGGAAUUAUAGAUUUUUCUUUUUCUUUUUGGUUUCCCUAUCGAUACACAUGUUGAGCAUAUUCUCAUUAUGCUUAUUUUAUGUAUUAAAAAAUAUGCCAAGUAUAAGGCAAACAGCGCCAAUAGUAUCCAUGGUUUUAAUGGGUAUUGUAACGAUAUUAGCCAUACCCAUAUUCGGUUUGACUGGGUUUCAUAUGGUACUGGUCUCUAGAGGUCGCACCACAAACGAACAGGUGACAGGUAAAUUCAAGGGUGGUUAUAAUCCAUUCUCCCGCGGUUGUUGGCAUAAUUGCUGCUACACCCAAUUUGGUCCACAAUAUCCAAGUCUUCUCAAACCCGAUAAAUAUGCUGCACGUCGUUCACAUAAAGAAAAUCAAGCCAUUAGCACGAUAACCACAGAACGUGAUUCAAACAAUCAACAAAAUUCGGGCAGUAUUCGUGGUAAACCACCGGGUGGCGGUGGUGGCAAUGGAGGCGGCGGCAACGGCGGUGGUGGUACAGGUGGUGGCGGCAUGCCCACUACAAAUAACCAACAUUCUCCCCAUGGAAUGCCUCGCAAUUAUUACGAUAGGGACCAGCGUCAUACACAGGUAAAGACUUAUACGGACCAGGGCAAUGGUUUUAAUCAGCGGUCGGGCAGCACAACGCUUUAUAGUAAGUUAUCGCCCGGUCGAGAAUGUUCCGAUACUGAUAUGGAACCACAAGCAUCACAGAGUCAAGAUUGUGAGCCCACACCGCCAUUACAACGACACAAUUCAACCAAUUUCUUCUUGCCUCCCAUGGAGAAUGUGAAUGGGACAAUAUCAACGGGUCAGGGUAAUGCUGGCCAAAGCAAUGGUGGCGGUGAUUCGCCACGACAUAUGCGCAUGUACCAUCCCAGGCAUAGUCCUUUAGCAAGACAAAGGGGAUUGGAUCCACAGCGUGGUUUCAAUGAUGCCAUGUCACCAGAUAAUCCAAAUCAUAUUAGCCAACAACAACAGCUGCAGCAGCAACAAGCACAAAAUCGCACGGGGACAACGGCUACACCCACCAUGCAACAACGCAUGAAACCUUUGGGUGUAGCCACACCACUCGUUAUGGCUAGUCCAGUUAGAAGAUCGAAUCCUGGCACACCCACACAGCCACGGAGGCCCGACUUCAUAGGUUUGAAUCAACAACAACAGCAACAACUUGCGAAUCCACAAAAUCCAACGCAAUCCUUUUACGAAUAUACAACAAAUGUUGGUGUCUCCUCAUCCUCAUCAUCAUCGGCGGGACUACCACCACAGCAUCCGCAAUUACCCACAAUACAACAGCAGCAACAAAUGUUGAUGCAACAACGUGCCAUAAUGCAACAACAGCAACAAGGGGCUAUCAAUAUGCAACAACAGCAUGCUGCCGCAUUAGCUCAACAACCCUAUGGUGGCAGUCCUCAAAGACGCUUUCUCUCCGAAGGUGAAUUGGUACGUCAGAGUAGCGGCGCUGUUGGACCUGCUGUGGGUGAUUUGGCUUACGCCCGUUCCAAUAAUACCGUGGAUAAUAUACGCGAAUUGGCUGGUAGUCCCCAACGAGGCGUGUACAUGUGGAAGGAUACUUCGCCAGGCUUUCAGGGGAGUACAGGAGGUUGCGGCAUCGGCGGUGGCAUGAUGAUGCCAGGACCACCAUCCUCAAUGGGAGGUAUUGGCAGCAGUGCAGGCACUAUGCCAAACAGCAUGCAACCACAACAUCACAGUGCAGGUGGGCCUCAAUACAUCACAGGUGGAGGAGGAGGAGGAGGUGGGGGAGUCCAACAAGGUCAUCCCCUUAUAUUGGCGCACUCUCGCAUGCAGCCAGGUGGCGGUGGUGGUGUGAUCCACGACUUCCAACAACAACAGCAGCAGCAGCAGCAACAACCGCAUGCGGUAUUUCAUCGUUCAAAUCCAACUAGUCCUACAACAUUACCUUCGGCUUCAACAACAGCCUCGGCGCCGGCAUAUAUGCUGCGCUAUGGCGGUGGUUCAUCUACAGUCUCAUCACAAUCACAGCCCCAGGCUAUGGCCAGCUAUAGUCAGGCUCUGGGCAGUGGCAGUACUGGCGGUAUUGGUGCCGUCAGCUCUGCCAGUCAAGGCUAUCAGCCUAAGAUACAUGGCGGUGUGCCCGUAUUUCCUCCCAAUCCCCAGGCCCUGGCUGGCAAUUCACAACCCUCGCCUCAAAUUAAGCGCAAACAAACUCCCACCCGACCCAUGUCCUUUGUGAGAGCACUCGAAAUGACCGAUUCUAUGGAAAUGCAAACGCUUGAGCAGCAGCAACAACAACAACAACACCAUCAUCAACAUCAGCAGCAACAACAACAGCAACAGCAGCCACAAAAUCGUAACAAUGGUGCCAUUUUAACGGGUCAGGGUGGUGGUGCCGGCGGCUCUCAUAUGAUGAGCUCCAGGGCGAAUACCACCACGCCCACACCCGACCGUGCCAGCGUAUACGAUAUGAAUUAUGAGAUUUCCGUAUAACCCGUGCUGGUACCGGUCGUUGUAGCCCCACCCGCCCCCUCAACGGCCCUGCACAACGCCUAUGGGCAUAAAAAACUAAUGGCGACAAACAGCAUUGGUAGCACCGUUAACACCGGCCCAUUAACCAAAAAAACGUUGGUGGUUAGCAGCAGCAGCAGCAGCAGUAGUGGUGGUGGCGUUGGCGUUGGUUGCAGUAGCAGCGGUCCUGUUGCCGGUGGCACCGGUAGUGUUAUUGUUGGUGUUGGCGUUGGUGUUGCCGCUGCUGUAGCAAAUCCUUGCGCUGCAGAGCCGGCUGCCUAUGCUUCUGUGGCUGUGGUAAAUGCCAACUCUACAACUGGCACAAGUAGCCAUAGUGUAAGACAACCAAAUAAACGAAAAUUCUCCACUUUUUUCUAAAAGAGAAAAGUUUUCAAAAUUCCCAUUUUGGUUUGGUUGGAAAGCCAAACAAACAAACAAACAAUCAAAGCCAAAGCUAGAGAGGUCCCGCCCCGCCCCAACCCCCCUCCAUCUUCCAAACAAUUUGGCAUAUAUUCCUAUGGCUCCUCCUGCACCCUAGGCCUUAGCCCAAUACAAAAGGGUUAUGAGCCGUUUCCAUUACUACUGAUCUUAUCACUAUGUCGCUUCGAUACUGCUCUCCUCAAACGAAAACAAAAAACAAACAUAAAACCAAUCAACCUCCCAAAUCUGAAAAGAAAAACAAACGAUUGUUGUAUAUACUAAUUUAAAGUAAUUCAUUUUUAUUUAUUUUAACAAUUAACGGCAAUUUUUUUGUAUUAUUAUUUAAUGAAAUAAGAAGAAAAAAGAUGUAACGCAAAGCAAACCUCCCCCGCCCCUCCUCCUAUAUACAAUCACAUAUGAAGAGUAAAAUUGUAUUUUAAUACCUAUCUACUAAAAUCAACAACAACAACAACUACUACUAAAAUUUAAUCUACUAAACACCAAAAACCAACCCAAUCAUGGAAACCCUACUUUUCCCCAUGAUAUAUCCAAAUUGCCUUUCCCCCUUUAAAAAUCCUUUCGUGGUACAUUUAAAAGACACUACAACGGAAGAGAAAGCGUUGCAUGAUUAAGAGUAAUUUUCUCUAUACCUGAUUACAUAGAAAAAAAUCCGUUUCAAUCGAGCGAUUCAUUGCAACCAAUGUUUGAAAGGCUAACGAUUAACGUUCCCAUAAAUAUUUAAACGUUUUAAAAAUUAAAUUUGAAGCUAACGAUUAUCGUGUUAUCGAUAUGACUCGAUAAUAUUAAUUGUAAGAGAUUAGUGUGGGGCGUUGAAGUAAAAGCAAAUAACUGGUCGGUAAAGCCUUUCUUUAAAAAAUUAUAGUAAACCGUUAUCGUUUUAUCGGUAUUUUAUACUUAACUUUUCAAUUGCCUUGCUUUUGGUAUGUUAUCGGUUAUCGUUUUAUCGGUAUUUUAUAUUUAACUUUCCAAUUGCCGUGUUAUUGGUAUGAAUCGAUAAAUGCCAGUACAGUGCAGAUGUACUGGAUAGAAUUUCAGUGCAAACUUGCACUGGUUAGUUAUUGAUAUCAUAGGACCACAGAUAAUAAUAACCUAUUUAUCGUUACAAAAAGAUUAAUAAUAACAGACACGUAUAAGGACUUAUUCCGAAAGCGCAAAUUACUGUCUGGUAUAGCCAUUCCACCCAUAAAAAAUCGUAAUUGAUUGUUAUCGGUAUUCUACACUCUGAGACUCCGAAUAGAAAUAACAGUUUUACAAUGAUUUUUGUAGUUUUUUACAAAUAAAUAUCCAGUUCAGAGACAGUUUUCCAUUGCAUAACAAAAUAUGUAUUACCAAAUAUAUGGCGUAAUCGAUAUGUUAAAUGAUAUGUUAAUAUGAUAUGUUAAAUUACAAAAUAAAUUAUUAAGUUUGCCGUUAGGAUAUUACUACUGAGUACAUUUUAAAUAAUUGAAACUUGCUGUAUUAAACAGGUGUUAUCGUAUAAUAUCGAUAACUAUUAUCUGAUAAUAUUGAUAACUAUGAUCAGAUGAUAUCGAUAACUAUUAUCAUAUGAUUUUGAUAACUAUUAUCGGAUGAUAUCGAUAACUAUUAUCGGGUGAUUUCGAUAACUAUUAUGGGAUGACAUCGAUAGUUAUUAUGGGAUGAUAUCGAUAAUUAUUAUGGGAUGAUAACGAUAAUUGUUAUCGGACAAUAGUAUUUCCAGAUAUAUGGCGAAAUCGAAAUCUAUUGAUAUGUUGAAUUAUCAUUGAGUACCUUUUAAAUAAAAUAAACUUGCUGUAUUAUCCACGUGUUAUUGUAUGUUAUCAAUGCAAUAACACUAACAGAUGAUAUCGAUAGUUAUUGUGGGAUGGUAUCGAAAACUAUUAUCGGUUGAUAUUUUUUACUAUUAUCGUAUAUCGAUAACUAUUAUCGUAUAUCGGUAACUAUUAUCGGAUAAUAUCGACAACUUUUAUCAAAUCAUAUCGAUAGCUAUUACGGGAUGAUAUCGAUAAUAACUAUGGGAUGAUAUCGACAAUUGCUAUGGGAUGAUGUCGAUAAUUAUUAUCGGAUAAUAUCAAAAACAUUUGCCGAAUGAUAUCAAUAACAGUGCACCGAUGAUGUAGAUAACUAUUAUCGUAUGAUAUCAAUAACAGUGCACCGAUGAUGUAGAUAGCUAUUAUCGUAUGAUUUCGACAGUUAUUAUCGGUUGAUAUUGAUACUUAUUAUCGUCUGAUAGCAAUAAUUAUUACUGCAUAAUAUCGAUAACUUUUAUCAAAUGAUAUAAAUAACAAUGCCCCAAUGAUAUAGAUAGCUAUUAUCGAAUUAUAUCGGUAAUUAAUAUCGGUUGAUAUAGAUACUCAUUAUCGUCUGAUAUCAAUAAUUAUAAGUGGAUGAUAUCGAUAAUAAUUAUCGGAUGAUAUCGAUAACUAUUAUCGGGUGAAAUCAAUAACAGUGCACCGUAUUUCUUUGCAGUAAAUCCAACGUGAAUCUAAAAUAAAAUACCGCCAUUAUUCUGGACCUUUAUCGUUUUAUCGAUAUUAUAUACAUACAAAUAUGGAGACAAUAAAGUGAAUCAAUUGCUGUAUUUUAUUUAAGUAGUAUAUAGUGCAAAUUACAAUUUAUCGGUUGUUUUUUUUUGUUAUCGCAUGAUAUCAAUAACUAUACAGUACAACUUUGCACUGUAACUCCAACCACCACAUUUGACUUGCACUAGAUAGGACUAAAAUAAACACAGCAAAUUUUGUCACAAAAAGCUCUUGUGCAUUAAUCACAACCUGAAGGAAGAUAGUAGAGCUUCCUUCGGAGGUUUCUGAUUUUCGCUUCACCCAGAACAAGUCAAAUGUACUGUAUAGAUUUCCAGUGCAAAGUAAUACUAAUAACAGGCGACUCUGGCCGUACUGAUAAACAUAUUCAGCAAGUUGAAUUACAUAUUCAGCAAGUUGAAUAACAUAUUUAGCAAGGUGAAUAACAUAUUCAGCAAGGUGAAUAAUAUAUUCAGCAAGGUGAAUAAUAUGUCCAGCAAGGUGAAUAACAUAUUCUGCAAGGUGAAGAACAUUCAGACAGCUUAGCAGCAUAUUCGGCAAGGUGAAUAAUAUAUUCAGCUUAUAAAAUUAUAUAUUAAUAAAUAAUUCAGAAGCUAAGUACAAUAGCUGCAUUAGAUAAUUCACCAAGCCGGAUACGAUUUUCAAAGUUGAAUAACACAUGUAGCAAGAUCAAUAAUUUCUAUCGCAAGCUGAAUUAGAUAUUCACCAAAUAAUCAAUUCAGACCCAAAACUAAAAUCAACUUAAAUUUUACACCAACUAUUCGUAAAAUUUAAAUAAACCGCAUAUCAUCAUCAAGGUGGAUAACAUUCACCAUGGUGAAUAUCAUGUUCAGCAAGGUUAAUAAUAUAUUCAGCAAGUUGAAUAACAUAUUCAGCAAUAUGAAUAACAUAUUCAGCAAGCUGAAUAACAAAUUCAGCAAGCUGAAUAACAUAUUCAGUAAGUUUAAUAACAUAUUCAACAAGUUGAAUAACAUAUUCAGCAAGGUGAAUAAUGUAUUCUGCAAGGUGAAUAACAUUCAGACAGCUAAAUAGAAUAUUCGGAAGGUGAAUAACAUAUUGAGCGAGGUUAAUAACUAUUUCAGUAAGGUGAAUAACAUAUUCGGCAAGGUGAAUAACAUAUUCAGCGUGGUUAAUAACUAUUUUAGUAAGGUGAAUAGUAUAUUAUAUAGUAUACAUUUAUAUAUUAUUAAAUAAUUCAGAAGCUGAAUAGGAUAAAAGUACCUCCAUAAGUUAAUCCAGCAAGCAGAAUACGACAUUCAAACUUGAAUAACAUAUUUAUCAUGAUCAAUAAUUUCUAUCGCAAGAUGAAUUAGAUAUUCAACAAAUAAUCAAAUCACACUUAAAACCAAAAUCUUCUUAAAUUUUACACCAACUAGUCGUCAAAUUUAAAUAAUCCUCGUAUCAUCGUCAAUUCCUAAAACGCUUUCUCUUUGAAUGUGUUAUUAAAAUGAUACCACAACACAAGUCAUUAAAAAAAAGAAAUCAUUCAACUCCCCUCCUUCGUUUUGUAUAUUACCUAUAAGAAACCCUAUAUAUAUCUAUGUAUUUAUACGAAAAAUUAUAUAUAUUUAUAUAUAAUUUCUUUAAUUAUUUUUUUAUUUUUUUAACUCUUGAAAACGAAAUCAAUCAAUCAAAAUGAGAGAAAAAUUCAGUCAUCUUCCUUAUCUUACUAUAUAAAUACUUAUAUAAAUAAAUUCGUAUAAUUUUACAUAAAUUAAAAACAAAACAAAAAAUCAAAUGAAAAGUGAAAAUAACAAAAAGUUAUCUACCGAAAUUUUAAUGCAUAAGAAUUGUUUUUUUUUUUAUUCGCUAUCGUUUAACACAUAAGCAUUUAUUAGUAAUUCUUUCUUAUGUUUAUCAUUUAAAGCAUAAAACAAAUUGUUCUGUUAAUUUUAAGUUAUUUUUAUUAUAAUUGAAUUCUUAUUUAAGUUUUUUUUAUCAAUUGAAAAAUGCGAAAAAUACGAAAAAUACUAUUGAAAAAAUAAAAAAAUCUUUUUGUUUUAAUUUUUUUUAUAAUUUUAAUUUUGUAAUACCAAUGUGUUUUUAUUGCUAAAGUUAACUAUGUAUUAAGUAAAUAUUUAUGUAUUUAAAAGAAAAAAGCAAAAGCAAAAAACGAAAAGAGUAAAUUUACAAAAUAAAUCGUUUUAUUAUUAUUUUGUGUAACAUGUACAUUAGAAUUUUGAAUCCAUCCAUUUUCAUAAUUUACAUCAUACCAAUAUUGCAUCCAUUAUCAUACACAAAUUGAAGAAGUUAUCAAAAACAAACCAAAAGAAUUGAUAUUUAUAUAUCAGCCAUCAAACCCCAUCCCACACCCCCUGCUCCCUUUCAUCCGUCUACCAGUGAAUAUAAAUAUUUGAAAAUGUGUUUUUAUGUUAUUAGUAAGAAAUGUAAAAAAAUUAAAGAAAAUAAUUACGAAAAAUUGUAAUAAAAUAAAUGAAAACAAAAAAGAAGAGAAAAGCAAAGCAUGGAAUUUUAUGCAUUUAAA